AUGGAUGAUUUUGUUCAGAGAAAAUUAACUGAAUGGGGUCUAAGUGCGUGGAUAGAAAGAUUUGAAGAAGAAAGCUUUGAUGAGGAAAGUCUUUACUGUCUUUGUGAUCAAGAAAUUGAUAAUCUGUUCACAAAGUUGGGACCAAGGGCAAAAUUCAAGAACAGAAUCAAGUUGUUAAAGGUUUGGCAAUCCACCAGUGACAAAAGUAAUAAAGGAAAGAGAAAGUUAGAUCCUCAGGGCAAGUCCAGCAAAUGGCAAUCACCAACGAGAAAAAGACGAAAUGACUUUGGAACAUACUCAGAAAAUAUCAUACUGUCUGAAGUGAUAAACAUCAUGAGAUGUGUCAAUGAUAAAAUACCUAACCAUGACAACACAAAGCUCAACAACUUCUUGAAGGAUAAAAUCAAAGAUUUGGAGACAGACAAGAGGGAGGUGGUCGGUGUCUUUGGUAAAACUGGGGCUGGAAAGAGCACUUUGAUAAAUGCCAUCAUCGGAGAGAAGAAUCUCUUGCCCUCUGAUGAUGUCAGGGCAUGUACCACAGUCAUGAUUAAAGUGGAUGCUAACAUGCAGAGCUCAAAGUAUGAGGCAGAAAUUGAGUUCAUUACAAAAGAGGAGUGGAAAGAUGAGUUGUGGUCCUUGUAUAAUUUCCUUGGGGAUAAUGAAGAUCAGAAAAACCAAGAUGACGAUGAUUACCAUGACAAUGAUGAUGAAAAGCUGUCAGCGCUGUAUGGAGAAGAAUGGAAAGACAAAUCCCCUGAAAAACUCAUGGAUCACAAAUAUUUCAGAGAAAUUCCAGAAUUUCUCUUUUCCGGAAGGAAGAUUUUGACAUGUGAAUCGGCUAAAGAGCUGUCUGCAAAAUGUUUCAAAUACACAAAAAGUGAAUCUAAAGACGACGAAGUGAAGAGGUGGUACUGGCCACUAGUGAAGUGUGUGUCCAUCAGGGUGCCUGGGAAAGAUCUUCUCCAGCAUGUCACACUUAUGGAUCUUCCUGGAAAUGGGGACCGUAACAAGAGCAGAAAUAAAAUGUGGAAAGAGGUUGUUGGGAGUUGUUCUACUGUGUGGAUUGUGACUGACAUUAAUCGAGCUGCAUCAGAGGCAGAAGCCUGGGAGAUCCUGAAAAAUGCCAGUAGCCAAAUGGGAAAUGGUGGCCAGUGUCAGCAGAUUCACUUUAUCUGCACUAAGUCUGAUCGUAUUGGAGAUUUGGGUGAUCCUUCAGCAGAUGGUGUUCGCGCUUUCAAAAUUAACAGAAAUAUGCGAGUCAAGCAAGAUGUGACAAAAAAAUUCAGCAAUCUAAGCAAGGUUAAGAAACAUUUCAGUGAUGACUGUUUCAAAGUGUUCACAGUGAGCCCCACAGAGUUCCUAAAAACUGUUUGUCUAGACCCAGAUGAAAAUGAAAUACCCAAACUUCAGGAAUAUUCUAGAGGGAUAAAUGGUAGUGCUUUUCACAAGAUACUGAAGUGUGUAGUCGAGAACAGUGGCACCUACAAACCAAAACACAAGAAACUGAUAAACCUCAAUGCAGCGUUGGCUUCCUGCCUCACUGACAGCAUUGAUGAGGAAUUCCGGAAGACCUUCCCUUUAUUGCAGGCUAAAGAGCUGUCUGCAAAAUGUGUCAAAUACACAAGAAGUGACUCUGAAGACGUAGAAGGGAAUGAAGUAAAGAGAUGUUAUUGGCCACUAGUGAAGUGUGUGACUAUCAGGGUGCCUGGGAAAGAUCUUCUCCAGCACGUCACACUUGUGGACCUUCCUGGAAAUGGGGACCGUAACAAGAGCAGAAAUAAAAUGUGGAAAGAGGUUGUUGGAAGUUGUUCUACUGUGUGGAUUGUGACUGAAAUUAAUCGAGCAGCGUCAGAAAGAGAAGCCUGGGAGAUCCUCGAAAAUGCCAGUGGUCAAAUGGGAAAUGGUGGCCAGUGUCAGCAGAUUCACUUCAUCUGUACUAAGUCUGAUUGUAUUGGAACGUUGGGUGCUUCUUCAGCAGAUGGUGUUCGUGCUUUCAUAUUUAAAAGAAACAAGCGAGCAAAGGAAGAAGUGAGCAAAGAAUUCAGCAAACUAAGCAAGGUCAAAAAACAUUUCAGUGAUGACUGUUUCAAAGUGUUCACAGUGAGCCCCACAGAGUUCCUAGAAACAGUUUGUCUAGACCCAGAUGAAACUGAAAUACCCAAACUUCAGGAACUUCUGCAAAAUCUCAAUGACUGUCACUCAGAGACAUUAAACUAUGUGACUGGCGCUUAUGGGAUUCUCUCUCUGAUGCAAGGGACCAAAUCUAGAGAAGUGGUUGACAAAAAAACAAAAGUGUGCACAGAGCUCGAAGAAAAGAUGAGACAUGAACUUGAUAAAGUCAUAGAACCCAUGGAAGCAGCUUAUAAGGCUUUUGAAAAAUGUCUUAAUGAGGGUGUUGAAACAUCAAAAACAUCAUGUGAACGAGCCUUGAAGUCCACUUUAAAUCCUAAAGGGAUAAAAGGUGGUGCUUUUCACAAGAUAUUGAAGUGUGUGGUUGAGAACAGUGGCACCUACAAACCAAAACACAAGAAACUGAUAAACCUCAAUGCAGCGUUGGCUUCCUGCCUCACUGACAGCAUUGAUGAGGAAUUCCGGAAGACCUUCCCAAAUGAAAGGAAAUGUGGACCAUUCAACGGGGUCAUCAACAAAUUUUCACUUGACACAAAGACACUGAUUCAGAAGCACAAAGAUGUCGAACUGCAACUGAUAUUUCUCAAGACAGAGGAAGAAAAAAUUAAGACAAAACUCAACAAAAUCAUCCGGGAGCGGAAGAAAACUGUUUACAGCAGUCUGACAACGACAAUCGAGAUGACCAUGGAAAAAUGCUAUACAAAAGCAGCAGAAUUUCGAGGACAGGACUCCCUAAAAAACAUGAGGGAAACUAUUGAGAAAUAUGUUGAUGAUUCAAAGAAAACCAUGUUUGAGCAGGCUAAAAAUGUUAUGUUGAACCAGCUGAGAGACUUGAAGGAGGACAUCCUGAAGAUACUGGAGGAAACAAUGCAGACAUCAAUCGACCUGUCACUCAAGACAGAUGGUGACUCAAUCCCAGAUGUUACAUUGGAGCUUGAAAUGGUGAAGAAAUACUACCAUGAACUGAGAGGAACCCCAAAUGGACAAACACUAAUCCCUGACCCACUUGGUCCAGCAGCUGCACCGUGACACGUGCAGGUUUGCUCGGUGGAGAGAAACAGCAGAAGUCUGAAUAUCCACUGAAGCUCUCUGCGGUCGCACUGAUUAGAGACAUGAGGCCUCUGAAUUUGGUCUCAACCAUUUUUAUCAAGUUAUUUCUGUUGUGAGUGUUGUUUUGAUGUGUACUUUGGGGUUGCUUGUUGUGAAUUACAAGAACAGAUUUUAGAUUUUUUGGGGGGGCUACGAUAUUUUUGACUUUAAUUAAUUAUAGCUCAGAGGCUGACAGGAUUCAAACAAGGAACAGUGUUGUUUUCAUGGUAGGAGUUGAUGUGAGAAUGAGAAUAAGUGUGAAGAGGACACUGGUUCUAACUAACAAAGGGCCUUUUGGAAACGGUCUUACUGCCUGACGAAAUAUACAAGCCAUUUAGUAAAAUGCUUUGCUUUUGCCUUAAGAGUGAUAACCAUUAACUGCUUAGCUCAUACUACGAAAUAACAAUUUUAAGGGAAAAAAAGAUGUUUUGUUAAUAAUGCUGUUUUGAUUUUCUUUAUUAAGUCCUAUAUCAUUGUAUCUCUUGAAGAGCUCUAACUGGGCUUGUCUGUGCAAGCACACAGACAUAUUCACACAUUUUCAGAGUAAACGGAAGAUAUAGGGCAACUGUUUCUAGGAAAGGGAAGCUGGGGGCCACACUCUUGAAAACUAGAAACCGCAAGGCAAACAGGACGUGCGUCCUUUACGACACAUGCAUGUUUUUUUUUUGCAUGAGGGGAAACGAGGAGGUGUGAAAGAGAGCGGAAGGUAAAGAGUUUAUUUUCUUACAGUUUUUUUCAAUUGCAAACAAGCAUCGGUCAAUAUAGCCACUUUAUCAAAGCGCUUCAUACUGUCUACAUUACCAACAUGCAUCUUGACCAAAACAGUAAAUCUCACCUCCAAAACUCAUUCAAACCACCAAAACACUUCAUACAUGCCUCAAAAUAAACUCAUUCAACCAAACACUGGCAACAAUACUCACUCAGAAAGCAUAUAUUGUCAAUCAUAACACACUGACCUAGUAACCACCAACAUCAGGGAGCAUUACACAUAAAUUAUGCAUUUCUAUCUUUGAAGUUUGAAAGAUUUUUCAUAUAAUCAGCAUUUCAUUAUAGAAGAAAAAUUACAUGUUUUAAUUCUAUUGACUGUACUAAAAUAUAUGUAACAAGAAUAAAUCAGACAUAGUAGAAAUUUGUUUCAAUGUCCUUUACAGUAUUUUUCUAUAUCAUUGCAUAUAGUAAUUGACAUGAAAUAUAAAAUGUUGAAACAAAAAACUAAUUCCUGAAAUUUCAGUGCUGCAAAACAGUUUUUCUCACUUGUUUCCACAGGAAAGCUUGAUUUAUACUCCUGCAUCAGGGCUAUGUGCGUAGGCUACGCACGUAGCCAUGCAUUCAUACUUGUGCAUCGGUGUCUCCGGCGUUCUGCAAUUACACCAACAAACGCUAGCUGGCUGUAGCGCUACAGUGUCCACUGAGUUGACUUUUGCCGGCCGAGCAGGCUAACUUCUGGUUUAGCCCUCUAACUAACAUGAACGGUGGUAAAAUUGUAUAGGUGCUGCAGAUAUACAGUGUUUUGCAGGUGUUGGAGUAGUAAUAGGAAGAGUUGAUGGAAUUUGGAGAAGGUUGUCACUGAAUGCAUUUUGCGUGAAAGCAAUAAAAACCAUUAAAAGUUUUGUCCACAUAAACUUCUGUUUCACUUUGUGAAGAGUUUUGACAAUGUGACUUUGACCAAUGCAUGUUAGCAACUGAAAAAAAAAUGUAAGUUUAUAUUAUUUUUUGUAAACUUUAAAACUUGUUUUCUGUAAAGAUGUCUCCUAUAUGCAUUCCCUGAUGACAUCAAAAUUAUCAUUCUAAUCAGUAGUAGCAAUCAGUAUUUAGUAAUUAGUAAUCAAUAUUUGCCCAUGUGUCACCAACCUUUGUGAAAAAAAAUUGAAAGCGGUAGAAUGAGUAUUAUGAUAGAGAACUUGUUUGAUGCUGUUUCUGAAUUUUGUGUUUGAUUUUCCAUUUGUGUGAAUCAUUUGAAAUGUAUAAGAGGAGAAAAUUCUCAUUUGUCUUGCUUUAAACCUACAAUAUCUGG
Molecule: messenger RNA, 5233 nt
Organism: Micropterus dolomieu (smallmouth bass)
Lineage: Eukaryota; Metazoa; Chordata; Actinopteri; Centrarchiformes; Centrarchidae
Product: nuclear GTPase SLIP-GC-like
Exons: 27
Coding region: 1-3159 (1052 amino acids)
Molecular function (GO): GTPase activity
Source: RefSeq, a predicted model, not a curated record